GGGGACGGGAUAUUAUGGGCCUCGGUGUACGUACGGAGGCAUAGAUAUUUGAUUUCGCAGGGCAUCCGUACCAGAAAGCAGUCAGUCAGUUUACAGAAACGUCGAAGAACUUUUACUUGCAAUGGCUAAGAAAAACGCAAAAGGAACAAUUAAAAAAGAUGCCAAGCCACAGCAGGUGCAUAGGAAUGGAAAGAAAGCAGAGGUUGGAGGAGGAACCUCGUUUUUCACCUGGUUCAUGGUUUUGGCUCUCCUGGGCGUCUGGACCUCUGUAGCCGUGGUGUAUUUUGACCUUGUUGACUAUCAAGGUGUAAUUGCAAAAGCAAAGGACUUGCGCUAUAAUCUUUCAGAGGUAUUACAAGGUAAACUUGUGUCCUAUGAUGCUGAUGGUGAUGGAGACUUUGAUGUGGAAGAUGCAAAAGUACUACUAGGGCUGAAAGAGAAAUCCACUACUGAGACCAGUGAAUCAGCUGAGGGAACCCCUGCUGAACCUGUGGAAGAAGCUCCUGAAUCUAUUGAGGAAUUAAUCCAAGCCACUACAGUUAAAGAAGCAGCUCAGCCACCACCGGAGCCAGAGACUGUGGAAGAGGAGCCUGUUCCUGUGGAAGAAGAGCCUCUGGCAGUAGACGAAGAGCCCACUUCUACAGAAGAUGAAGUAGCUGAGGAGGAACCAGAAGUUGAAGAGGAGCAAGAAGUUCCUGAGGAAGAACCAGAAGUUGUGGAGGAAGAGCCUGAGAUUACAGAGACUGUUCCUAUUGAGGAAAAGGCUUUUGAGGAGGUAAUGGAAAAGCCUGCAAAAGAGGAAGAGGUCAUACCAGUUGAAGAAUCGGUUGAGGAGGCUGCAUCAGUGAAAGAAACAGCUGAGGAAGUGUUGGAGGAAGAGGCUGCACCAGUAGAAGAAGUAGUAGAAGAUGCACUGCCUGAAGAGGCAGUAGAAGAAGUAGCUGAAGAGGUUGCACCUGUGGAAGAAGCAGUCGAGGAAGUGUUGGAGGAAGAGGCUGCACCAGUAGAAGAAGUAGUAGAAGAUGCACUGCCUGAAGAGGCAGUAGAAGAAGUAGCUGAAGAGGUUGCACUUGUGGAAGAAGCAGUCGAGGAAGUGUUGGAGAAAGAGGCUGCACCAGUAGAAGAAGUAGUAGGAGAUGCACCGCUGGAAGAGGCAACAGAAGUAGUCUUGGAAGAAGAGGAUGCACCAGUGGAUGAAACAGCAGAGGAAGCCACACCAGUAGAAGAAGCUGUGGAGGAGGUUGUAGCAGUAGAAGUUGUGGAGGAGGUUGUACCAGUAGAAGAAUUUGUGGAGGAGGUUGUAUCGGUAGAAGAAGGUGUGGAAGAGGUUGUACAGGAAGAAGAUGAUGUUGAGGAGCUUGAACCAGUAGAAGGAGCUGUUGAGGAGCUUGAACCAGUAGAAGAAGCAGUAGAGGAAUCUGAACAAGAGGAGGAAUCUGAAACAACAGAACCAGUGGAAGAAGUAGAAACACCCAAAGAGACCGUUGAGGAUUCAGUCUCUGAAGAAGAAACCGUAACAGAAGAGGAAGUUAUAGAGGAAACAGAUGAGCCAAUUCAGGAAGAUGAGGAUGUACAAGACUACACAUCGGAGGAAACCGAGUUUGAGGCAGAAAAUAUGGAAGAAGAGGAGGAUGCAGCUGCUGAAGAAGAGCAGGCUGAGGAGGAUGAAACAGAGGAUAUUAACCAAACAGAAGAACAAAUUGAAGUAGAGCCCACAGAAACAUAAAAUAUUAGGCAGUAAGAUGCAGAGAGGACCAGCACCACAUGGCAGUCCACUAGAAGUGUGCAGCUGCCAAUUCCCACCAUGGAGUAAAAAAGAAAAUAGCUACAUUUCUAUUUCACAUACAAAGCACAAAUACAUGUUUAUUUGAAUGUUUUGUCCACUUUCGUUUGGUGAUUUGACUCCUACCCCUUUUCCCUUUUGAAUCCUUUUUCUUUAAUUACAGACAAAGCUUUUUUCCCCAUCCUCUAACAUAGAUGUGAAGUAGCCUUUUUUUGAAUUAUCAUUGAUGAUAGUUUGGUUGUAUUUUCUUUUCUUGCAUGUAAAAACACCUUAAUGUUGCUUUAUAGCUCAGAGAUCUUUAUAUUCCAGUCAGCACUGAAUUCAUCAGUGUUUCUUUCUUCAUCAAAUCUGAUGUUUUGCUUCAUUGUGACAGUACUAUGCAAAGCUGCACUGAUCUUUUGCAAUUUUUUUUUUUUUUUUUUUACCCUUUUUGUACUACCAAUAUGUAUUGAAUCUACAUUUCCAAUGUUGCAUAUCAAGGAAAAGUUUAUGCUGGCAGGUUAACCAAGAUAAUUGCUAAGUGAACGAUGUAUAGAGUGAAUGGGCAUGUGUGUGUGUGUGUGUAUGUAUGUAUGUAUGUAUGUAAUGAAAAUUCAUGUUUGACUUUGCGAAAAAUAAUUUCUCACUAGUACGUUUUCACUGUUUUCUUAUGCAACUUCCAGCAUACAGUCAACAUUUUGGUACCUCUGUUGUUGUUGUUUUUUCCUCAAUACUGUAACUGUUUUGCUAAGAGUUUUUGCAGUUCUUCACAUUUAGGAAAUUUCGAAACUCAAAUGCUUAGUGUUGCCCCCAUCCUGUUUUUUUUUUCAAUAUAUACUUGUCUUUUUCAGUAAGUCAUGUAUCGUAGGCUCAUGAUUUGACAAUCUCUGUUUCAGGUAGACACUCCACUGCUGUGCAGUAUGCGUAUGAUAAACAGUGUUUUACACCGUUUACUACUUUACACCGUUUUAUUUAUUUUUUUAUAGCAGGGUAAAGGUCUUACCUAGUAAUUUUUGUGGGACAUCACAAAUCAGUAUAUGCUUAUUAAUUGUCAAAUGUAAUGAGCUGGCUAUGUACUGACUACAAGGUGGAUUUAUUCUGCCCCUUUCAACUGUUGCAGGCACAUCUGUAAGAAUACAAGAUAAUUUUGUCAUUGUACAUUCAGAAAGAGAGAUGGUUAUUUUGUCACUUUAAUAUCAUAGCAAGUCAACAUUAGUUUGCUUUUACCAUCAA
Molecule: messenger RNA, 2995 nt
Organism: Carassius auratus (goldfish)
Lineage: Eukaryota; Metazoa; Chordata; Actinopteri; Cypriniformes; Cyprinidae
Product: aspartyl/asparaginyl beta-hydroxylase-like
Exons: 10
Coding region: 122-1726 (534 amino acids)
Biological process (GO): peptidyl-aspartic acid hydroxylation
Cellular component (GO): membrane; endoplasmic reticulum
Molecular function (GO): peptidyl-aspartic acid 3-dioxygenase activity
Source: RefSeq, a predicted model, not a curated record